Messenger RNA from Otolemur garnettii (small-eared galago), 3254 nucleotides. It is a transcript of the gene SLC39A10, whose product is annotated as solute carrier family 39 member 10. Gene Ontology annotation, molecular function: zinc ion transmembrane transporter activity. The coding region runs from base 10 to 2511 and encodes 833 amino acids. The record is from RefSeq and is a predicted model, not a curated record. The transcript is spliced from 9 exons. Gene Ontology annotation, cellular component: membrane. Lineage: Eukaryota; Metazoa; Chordata; Mammalia; Primates; Galagidae. Gene Ontology annotation, biological process: intracellular zinc ion homeostasis; zinc ion import across plasma membrane; positive regulation of B cell receptor signaling pathway.
AAAAUAGAAAUGAAGGUACAUAUGCACACAAAAUUUUGCCUCAUUUGUUUGCUGACAUUUAUUUUCCAUCAUUGCAACCAUUGCCAUGAAGAACAUGACCAUGGCCCUGAGGAGCUUCACAGACAUCAUCGAGGAAUGACAGAAUUGGAGCCAAGCAAAUUUUCAGUGCUGGCUGCUGAAAAUGAAAAAAAAUACUAUAUUGAAAAACUUUUUGACCGCUAUGGUGAAAAUGGAAGAUUAUCUUUUUUUGGUCUGGAGAAACUUUUAACAAACUUGGGUCUUGGAGAGAUAAAAGUAGUUGAGAUUAAUCAUGAGGAUCUUGGCCACGAUCAUGUUUCUCACUUAGAUAUUUUGGCAGUUCAAGAGGGAAAGCAUUUUCACUCACAUAACCACCAGCAUUCCCAUAAUCAUUUAAAUUCAGAAAAUCAAACUGUGACCAGUGUAUCAACAAAAAGAAACCAUAAAUGUGAUCCAGAGAAAGAGACAGUUGAAGUAUCUGUAAAAGCUGAUGAUAAACAUACACAUGACCAUAAUCAUCGCCUACGUCAUCACCAUCGUUUGCAUCAUCGCCUUGAUCAUAACACAACUCACCAUGUUCAUAAUGAUUCCAUUACUCCCAGUGAGCGUGGGGAGCCUAGUCAUGAACCUUCAACAGAGACCAAUAAAACACAGGAACAAUCUGAUGUUAAGCUACCGAAAGGAAAGAGGAAGAAAAAAGGGAAGAAAAGUAAUGAAAAUUCUGAGGUUAUUACACCAGGUUUUCCCCCUAACCAUGAUCAGGGUGAACAGUAUGAGCAUAAUCGGGUCCACAAACCUGAUCGUGUACAUAACCCAGGUCAUUCUCAUGUACAUCUUCCAGAACAUAAUGGUCAUGAUCCUGGUCAUGGACACCAAGAUCUUGAUCCUGAUAAUGAUGGUGAACUUCGACAUACUAGAAAGAGAGAAGCACCACAUGUUAAAAAAAGUGCAAUUUAUUCAGCUGCUAGUCACAAAGAUCAUAAUGAAGAUGACCGUCAACAUGAAUGUUUGAACGUCACUCAGUUAUUAAAAUACUAUGGUCAUGGUGCCAACACUCCCAUCUCAAUUGAUCUGUUUACGUACCUUUGCCCUGCACUGUUAUAUCAGAUCGACAGCAGACUUUGUAUUGAGCAUUUUGACAAACUUAUAGUUGAAGACUUGAGUAAAGAUAAAAAUACGGGUUCUGAAGAUAAGGCAGAUAUAAGGGCAUCAGCAUGGAUUUGUGGAAUCAUUUCUAUCACUGUCAUUAGCCUGCUCUCCUUGCUAGGCGUGAUCUUGGUUCCCAUCAUUAACCAAGGAUGCUUCAAAUUCCUUCUCACAUUCCUUGUUGCACUCGCUGUAGGAACGAUGAGUGGAGAUGCUCUUCUUCAUCUCCUGCCCCAUUCUCAGGGUGGACAUGAUCACAGUCAUCAGCAUGCACAUGGGCAUGGACAUUCUCAUGGACAUGAAUCUAAGAAGUUUUUGGAAGAAUACGAUGCUGUUUUGAAAGGACUUGUCGCUCUAGGAGGCAUUUAUUUGCUAUUUAUCAUUGAACACUGUAUUAGAAUGUUUAAGCACUACAAACAACAAAGAGGAAAACAGAAAUGGUUUAUGAAGCAGAGCACAGAAGAAUCAACUAUUGGAAGAAAGCUGUCAGAUCAUAAGUUAAACAAUACACCAGAUGCUGACUGGCUUCAACUCAAGCCUCUUGCCGGAACUGAUGACUCGGUUAUUUCUGAAGAUCGACUUAAUGAAACUGAACUGACAGAUUUAGAAGGCCAACAAGAAUCCCCUCCUAAAAAUUACCUUUGUAUAGAAGAGGAGAAAAUCAUGGACCAUUCUCACACUGAUGGAUUACAUACCAUCCAUGAACACGAUCUCAACGCUGCCGCACAUAACCACCAUGAUGAGAAUAAAACUGUGCUGAGGAAACACAAUCAUCAGUGGCACCACAAACAUUCUCAUCAUUCACACGGUCCCUGUCAUUCCGGAUCAGAUCUGAAAGAAACAGGAAUAGCUAACAUAGCUUGGAUGGUAAUCAUGGGGGAUGGCAUCCACAACUUCAGUGAUGGGCUAGCAAUUGGAGCAGCUUUCAGUGCUGGGUUGACAGGAGGAAUCAGUACUUCUAUAGCUGUCUUCUGUCAUGAACUGCCACAUGAAUUAGGUGAUUUUGCAGUUCUCCUUAAGGCAGGCAUGACUGUGAAGCAAGCCAUUGUGUACAACCUCCUCUCUGCCAUGAUGGCUUACAUAGGCAUGCUCAUCGGCACAGCUGUCGGUCAGUAUGCCAACAACAUCACACUCUGGAUCUUUGCGAUUACUGCAGGCAUGUUCCUCUAUGUAGCUUUGGUGGAUAUGCUUCCAGAAAUGCUGCAUGGUGAUGGUGACAAUGAAGAACAUGGCUUUUGUCCAGUGGGGCAGUUCGUUCUUCAGAAUUUAGGAUUGCUAUUUGGAUUUGCCAUCAUGCUGGUGAUUGCCUUGUAUGAAGACAAAAUUGUGUUUGACAUCCAGUUUUGACCAUUCCUAGUCAUCGCUGCUGAUUGCGAGAACGUUACCAUGCAGCUUCGCAUCUGCUCCUUGUACUGUAUGCACAUUGCUCAAAGAAAAGUCAGUGGCUUGCGCUGCUUACAAGUUCCAUAGAUUUGAGCCUAACCACAAAAGACUGGUGCUCAGUACUGUUUUCCCUGCAUGAAAGGGUCUUUUAAAAUUAUAAAACUUGUGAUAAAGGGAGGAGAAGAUGGGACUCCUUGAACUAAUGUUGAUAUAGGUUUGAUUAAGACUUUAAAAAAAAUAAUCAUAUAAAACACUAAAGUAGUCUCUUUAUUAGAAGGAACUUCUGUGGCUAUGCAGAAAUAGAAAUUGAACCAAAAAAAAAAAUCAUUUAAACCUUAAAAAUAUUUUAAAUGGACUUUGGGCAGACAUUUUGUGUGUGCUGAGAAUGAAUUGUAGUGCCCUUUAAUUUCCCUAUGUAAAUACAUAUGGUGAUAGGGAUCAACUUGACAUGAUUUUGAAACUACAUAAAGUAGACUAGAACUAGAGGAAAGCUCAGGCUGCAUUAGAGUAUGAUUUAGCAUUGGGAAAAGCCCUUAUUCUUGAAUCUAGAGUUACUAUUUUUGUAUAUAUUUGCAUAGUGUUUAAACUUGCAGCCUAAACUACUGAAAUUUGUGAUUGUAUGUUGAUGUGAGCUUCAGUUUAAUGAAAGAUUCAUAAUGGUUCUUUGUAUUAUUAUAAUACUUGGUGUUUGGGUUUUUUUUUUUUUU